Molecule: messenger RNA, 1473 nt
Organism: Morus notabilis
Lineage: Eukaryota; Viridiplantae; Streptophyta; Magnoliopsida; Rosales; Moraceae
Exons: 6
Coding region: 62-1063 (333 amino acids)
Cellular component (GO): plastid-encoded plastid RNA polymerase complex
Source: RefSeq, a predicted model, not a curated record
UUUUGAUUUUUGAUAGAUAUUUCUUCAGCUCAUUCACUCUCCAUACUCAGAGGCCGACGCCAUGAGAGCUGCCACUCUCAUCCUCCCUCCGCCGCCCUUCGCUCUCAGAACUCUCGCCGCUGCCGCCGCCUCGCCGUUCCUCCACUAUCCGUCGCCCCUCGCUUUCCCAAUCCUUAAGCUCAGACCCGCCCUCAGCCCCCAAACCCCGCCGCCAAACAGCCCCUUCGUCGUCCGCGCCGACGACGGCGACGGCGACAGCGGCGGCCCCGAUGACUACGACAUGGACGAUGAGGAGGUCGAGGAAGUCGACAACAAGAAGGACUUCGACAUCGAGUACGAACCGCUGGCCGGCGCGGCGUCGACCUCCCUUGUCGUCGGCGCCAAUGAGGACAUCGCAAUGGUGCAGAGCAAGAGCUUCGUGUCGACGCAAGGGUGGGACUCGGAGAUGGUCGUGGAUUACAGGAUUAACGAGGACGAGUUCCACAAGAUCAGCUUGUUCCACUGCGAUUUCUUCAUCAGAAAACCCCCUGAUCCCGAUAACGAUGUCUAUGAUUUCAGAGAGAUGUAUGUUACUCCACCGGACACAGAUGUUUAUGCGAUUCCAAAGGUUCUUGCUCCGAUGCCUCAGAAGUAUAUUCGUUGUGCGAAAAGUGAUUAUGGAUGCUACAAUGUUACAGAACCACCUAUUGACGCGCCUAGAGAUCCAAUGUAUAAAUCUGAAAGAGAGAUCCUAAAGGUUUAUUUGACAAAGCACUAUAGGAACCGAAGGUUGGGAGAUCCAGAAUUUGUGCUGGAUUUUGAGGAGAUCUAUGUGAUUGAUUCCAAAACAAAGUCAAUUACUAGAGCAAAAGUUGUGGUUGCAGUCCCGGAAGGAAAGAACAGGGACAGAAAAGAUGACCUUCUUGUCAUACAUGAUAAUGGCAACUCCUUCAAAAUAACCCCUUCGAGUGAAAGAGAGGAUCCCACCACAGUGAUAGAGAGGGAAGAGUGGGCAAAAACUAGACAGGAUAUGGAGAGACAUCUUAGAAAGCUUCGAGACUUCAGUGUUUCAAACUGGUUUUAAUCAUCCUGCUUAAUUUGAAUAUUGCAUGUGAAGGUGAAGGUGAAGAUGAAGAUGCCAGACAGAGUUGGGUGCAUUUUUCGCUCUUUGGAAGUGAGCAUAUGCAGUCAUGUUCGAGAUGUUCGAUGUAUAUCAGCGAGUCUGUGAUAUACGAGUCUGAAAAUGGGACUUAUGUUACAUUCAUGAGCUAGUGAUAAUUGCUAGCUGUAUAAAAGCUUUCUAGAUGUUGAAGAUUUAAAAAGAAACUGUAUAAUCUUCCAGUUGGUAAGCCUGGAAGUGAAUGGACCACGGUAUUUGCCCUGUUGGCUGUAUGUCAUGGCUGAUGAAAAUUCAAAAGGGUGUUGUUCAGUCUUCUUGAUCGUGUUGUAACUAAAGGGUUGUUCUUUUGCAAUGAAACUCAAAAAAAGCUUGAA